Fibroporia radiculosa is the source of this 3711-nucleotide messenger RNA. RefSeq lists its product as uncharacterized. Bases 1 to 3711 code for a protein of 1236 amino acids. The transcript has 11 exons. Gene Ontology annotation, cellular component: CURI complex; UTP-C complex; small-subunit processome. The record is from RefSeq and is a predicted model, not a curated record. Gene Ontology annotation, biological process: rRNA processing; tRNA export from nucleus. NCBI's taxonomy places the organism in Eukaryota, Fungi, Basidiomycota, Agaricomycetes, Polyporales, Fibroporiaceae.
AUGUCCAAUCUUAAAAGAAAGAGGGGAACAGAGACGCACAAAACCAGCCCAAAGAGGCGUCGACCCGGUCUCGAAAAUGUGUCAGACGCUGCGUCCAUUCCGCGCAAACAGAGCUUGGAGGACGGUGUCGCCAAUGAGGAGGACGAAUAUGCGGAAAGCGAGGGCUCCGUUCAGGACGGAAUAAUGGAGGAGUGGUCGGGCAUUAGUGAGCAAGGCAAGAACAUGGAGGCAGCCGGUCAUUCUGGCACGCAUACCCAUAAACCUCCGAGAGGAGAAGAGCUGAGGGAUAUCAAAGAUGCCGCCGACCUGUACAGGUCAACGUCGUUCAAGCUUCAGAUCGACGUCCUUCUACCCAACAUACGGCCCAAAUAUGCACGCUCUGCCCCGCUCGAACGCUUUCUGUUCACCUUAUAUACCUUCCUGAAAGAUCUUUCUCCCGUUGCUCCGCAACACCCGCUUUCAGCUUCUCGCGACUUGCUCAAAAAAGGGAUUGCCGUGCCUUAUCCACUGCCUCUUCCCACGGAAGACACGAAUUGGAAAGUAUCAUUUGAAAAACCAAGCGACAUUUUAUUAGUCGGUAGCUGGGCAGUCAAGAUGAGCGUGAAAGCGAAAGACCAGCGUCGGUAUGUUGCUGAUGUCGCUGUGACCAUGCCGGAAACUUUGUUCCAAGAAAAAGACUAUAUGAAUAGUCGGUUCUUCCACAAGCGUGCCUACUACCUUGCGGUCAUUGCCGGUGCCGUAUCCAACAAGAAAAGUGGCAUGGACGUCGAUGUCUUCUACGAGUCUGCAUCCGGCGAUCCUCGUCUGACCACUUUAGUGCUCCGUCCAAAACACGGUAUGCUUGCUCACACUCGUAUACGCUCUGCCUCACACGAUGCAGAUCAGUCCGCUGUUGACUUCACAUCCUUGAACGUGGAAGUCCGCAUCAUGCCCGUGCUUCCAUCUUCCUCCCCGAUCCCGCUACAGCGUCUAUCGCCCUCACGUUCCAACAUCCGUAUUUCCUCCAAUGAUGCGCCUUCUCCGCUCUGCAAUUCCGCGCUUCUUCUCUGCACAACAUACAAAUCGCAUAUGAUCACUAUGCACGCGCUUGCGGAGUCUGUUCCCGCAUUCGCCGAUGCGCUUGCGUUGCUCCGUGUUUGGGCCAAUCAGCGCGGAUACGGCGUAGGUGAUCGGUUAUGCAUGCGGCAUUUCGACACUCGUGGACCAUGGUGGGCCGCAGUGCUCGAGCUGCUCGUGAAUGGUGAAGAAUCUCUUCCUGGGACAACCUUCCAUAAGACAGCGAAGAGAAAACCUCUAGGAAAAGGACUAAGUUCAUACCAGUUAUUCAAAGCGGCGCUGGAUCUUCUGGCGCGGCACGAUUUUGAAAAGGAACACAUCUUUGUCAAAACGAACGACGGACACAGAUUCCCUCCCGAAGAUUAUGCGCUUCACGAAGCUGUUUUUGUGGACUCGACCUCGACCGUGAAUCUCCUGGCCGGCGUUCCGCUCAGCGCUCUGGAAAUGCUACGUCAUGACGCAAAAAUGACUUUGGACAUAUUGGAUCACUCCAAUCUUUCAGAAGACCCCUUCGAUGCUGUAUUCAUGCGAGACAAGCGAGACGUAGCCACACGCUUUGACAUUGUUCUCCGAUUGAACUUAUCGUCCGCAAAACUUCGCGACCCUAAUACCCACGCUAGCGUCGAACACGGCUCUGCUUAUAACGCGCUACUCGAACAUCUCGUCUCCUGCCUCUACCGAGGACUCGGCAAUCGCACGAAGGCCAUUUCUGUUCUCCACCCUGCACCUCAAGCGCGCCCCGUGUCCCAAGCGCAUCCGUCCAAUCCGUCGACUAUCCAUGUCGGCCUACUUCUCGAUACUGAACACGCAUUUCGACUUGUGGAUCACGGCCCCACAGCCGAAGAACAGGACAGCGAAGCUGCCCAGGCUUUCCGCGAAUUCUGGGGCGAGAAAGCGGAGCUGCGACGAUUCAAGGACGGGAGCAUCGUGGAGAGUGUCGUCUGGUCGGUGAGCACCGCCGAUGAGCGCACACACAUCCCAGUCCACAUCGCCCGACAUGUCCUCGCGCGCCAUUGUGGGCUUAUUGGAGAUGCAGUGCGCACCUGGCAGACGCAAUUCGACAGCGUGGUACGCUUACCAGAAUCGAUCACUGGGAUAUACCGUACAACCGGUGCUCAAACAGGUUUCAAGGCUGCUAUGUCCGCGUUCGACGAGCUCGUGAGAGCAAUGAAGGGACUGGACGACCGUAUUCCGCUGGCAAUCCUGACCGUCAGCCCUAUCGCGGAGGCUCUGCGUUACACGAGCGUGCACAGUCCUGUUGCAGCACCCGGGCCAGUGAUUUUUGCCCUCCCGCAAUUCGCACGAUACGUGGAGCCGAUGGAAAUUGUGAUCGAGUUCGAGAAGUCGGCGCGCUGGCCGGAUGACCUUCGAGCAAUCCAAAAAAUUAAGCUUGCUUUCUUCGAGGCGCUCGCCUCCGCGCUCGCCACUUCGAUCAAAGGUCUCACUGCCUCUGUUGUUGUCGGACAUGGCGCGGAGAGCUCAGAUAUCGCCGAUCAAGCCUGUCUGGAGAUCGUCACGGCUGACGGCUGGGCAUUCCGCGCGCGGAUAUGGCACGAUCGCGAAGCGAUACUUCUAAGCAGGCUCAUCGAUGACAAGCCGCAUAUCGCACCCCAUAUGAAGCGUCAGAGAGAGGGCGACCCUCAAGAACGUCAAGCAGCGUUGUCAGCACAAGAAGUAUAUCAACGGCGAUUUGUUCAUGCACCACGCCAUCACCGUGCGAUAGCCGCCUUGUGCCAUAGUUUCUCGGCGUUUGCGGGGACAGUGAGGCUCGUGAAGCGGUGGUUCGCUGCGCAUUGGCUUCUCAGAGGUCACGUCAGCGUGGAGGCCGUUGAACUCUUAUGCGCGAGCGUGUUCUUACGAUCUGCACAAUCUACAGUAGAAGGCUUGGGCAGUCCGGGCUCGAAGGAACGUGGGUUCGCGUUAGUCGUUGAGCUUCUCAAGGACUGGGAGUGGAGCCAAGGCAUGUAUAUCCCAUUGUAUCAUGGCACCGAUGACGGCGGCGACAAGACACCAGCUGUGACGGUGACCGCCGGUGCGAAAACGGGAGUAUGGGCUCUCGCGACCGAAUUGGACUCGGGAGGACACGUGUGGACGUCGUCCGGCCCAGAUGCAAUUGUCGCGCGGCGCAUCCGUGCACUGGCUCAGGCGACGUGGGUCGCGUUGCAAGGCAUGGAGAGCGGGUCAUUCGAAGCAAUGACGUUAUUCUUACACCCACUGGAGCACUACGACUUCAUCAUCGAGCUGGAUCCAGCCGUACUACCGCGAUACGUCCAAAAUGUUCGUGCGGACCCCGCGAUUUGGGCGCAGAGGGCCAAGUAUGCAAACACACGCGCGGACGCGGAAGACGUGCGACUGUGUCCCGGAUUCGAUCCUGCACAAGCUUUCUUCGAUGAUCUCAAGCGGGUAUAUAAGGACACGUUCAUUUUGUUCUAUGAUCCUCUUGGUGGAGAUCGCUUCGGCGCCGUGUGGGAUCCCAGUCUCAAGGCGCCCCGUCCGUUCCGUGCACUUGGUGGGUUCUCUAGUGAGCCAAUACGUAAAGAGGGGAAAGCGAAGGACAAGGAUAAAGCGCUAGUGAAGCUGAACGAGAAUGCUAUUCUCAGUGAAAUUGAGCGGAUGGGCGCUGGACUGGUCAAGAAUAUCGUUAUUCGGGAGUAG